AUGAGUGGAGGAGGGGAACAGCCAGAUAUCCUGAGUGUAGGAGUAUUGGUCAAAGAAAGAUGGAAAGUGGUAAGUAUAUUAAAUCCUUCUUAUUUCCUCCCUAGAUAUAUGAAAGCACUAGACUAAAUAAAAAGAAAUAAAAUUGCAAGGAACCGGGUAAAAGGAAGACAUAGUGACAAACUGCAUCCUGUUAGCAAUAUAUGAAAGCAUAGUAAUAUAUAAUUUGAGAAAUUUCCCCGUCUUGGACACCUUUUUUGCAAAUAAAUACACAAGUUAGCAGUCUCCUUGCCUGUACUUUGGUGUGCUGGUCUUUUCUGGCACAUUUGAUAGUGUCAAAUAAAGAAACUCUAUCCUGAGAGUUUAUUUGUUUGUAAUAUUGAGCAUAGUGGCUGUAGGUAAGUGAUGUGGUUUUCCUCAGCUUGAAAAGCACUUUAAAAAGUGCUGCUGGCUGUUGUUCAUCUUUACCUUAAUGUGGCCCUGUGGAACAAAAACCUCACAUAAGAUGCCUGUUACCUGUAUUUAUAAAAAUAUUUAUAUACCGCUGUAUUGUAAAUAUAUAUCAUAGUGGUUUGCAACAAUAUAAAACAGCAAACAGUAGAAUUAUAAAAACUUAAAAAUAAGUCAAAAGAAAUUAAAAACAAACAUCAGUAGUUUGCAUAGGCCCAGCGGAAUAGAAACGUUUUCAGCAGGCAUUUAACAGUUUGCACAAGAAGGCAGCCACUGAAUUUAUAUUGGCAUGGUGUUCCACAGGACUGGGCAAAUGACACUAAAGCAGUGGUUCUCAAACUGGUGUGGCAGUCACACUGGUGUGACAGAAGAGGAUGGCAGGUGUCAGCUCUGUUAAAUAUGAAAUAUAUUUGUCUUGAUGAGGAAAUGAGAGUUUAUUUGUCUCAAAUGAGGCCUAAAAUAGAUGAGAUCACUUGGCAAAGGCAAGCUCACACUUCUUAUUGAGUUUGUAUACAUACUUAAGGUACAUAUGAUAGAGACUUGUUUAUAAUUUGGGAAUGAUUUAUGUUCUUAUGUAGCUGUAUUGUUUUAUACUUUCUGGAUGCCCUAUGAUCAUAUUAUAAAGGAGUUGUGUUCCGUGUUAUAAAUCAAGCAAUGAUAGGAGUUGUUUCUUUUUGUUUUCCAGUGUAUUUCUUAUCAAUAAAAAAUUGGUGUUGUGCGAGCAAUUUUUUAUUCUGAAAGUGUGGGCCAGAGAAAAAAGUUUGAGAACCACUGUGCUAAAGGCUUGAUUUCUUGUCACAUUAACAGUAGUUAAUAGAUUAAGAAAUAAAAUUUAAAAUGAGUCUUACAUUAAGUAGGGAAAGAGGUAACCUAAUAAAGUAACAGAUUUAGUGGCUAGAUAAUAUUCAUAGUCUAGGCUUGUUAAUUCAAAAGUUCUGUGUUUUUUAAACAAUGCAGAACUAAUAUUUUUAUUCAUUACAGUUCAAAAAGAUAGGAGGUGGAGGGUUUGGAGAAAUUUACGAUGCAAUGGACUUGCUUACCCGAGACAAUGUUGCAUUGAAAGUCGAGUCAGCUCAGCAACCAAAGCAGGUUCUGAAAAUGGAAGUAGCUGUGUUGAAAAAACUGCAAGGUAAGGAGGAUAAAAGAUCCUUGUUCUGAAUGUAUGUCUCAUUCUUGGAAAUCUGAUAGGCUCAGUGUGUCAAAGUAUACUAUAUUGGUCAGUAUGGAUUCCAAAUAUAAUAAGGAAGAAUUAAGAUUUAGUGUGCAAUCCUGUGCAUGUCUAUCGAGAAAGAAGCAAGUCCACUGAUAUCACUGGGGCUCACUACCAGGUAAGUGGGUAUAGAAUUGCAGCCUUGCAUUGAGGACAAGAAUAGGGAAGUUUUACUGAUUUUUAAAAUAAUAAUGAUUCAAGGUGAUGAUGUGCCUUAAAUCUGAGGUAGGUGAAAAGAUGGCAAGUAUUGUUCUGAGAGAAUGUGUGAGGCAGAUUGAGAUGUGAACCUAUGACUGCUGUCCUUGAAAAACGUUGUGAAAUAUUUUGAUCAACACAAAAUCCCUGAGCAACUUCUGAAAUUACAGGAUGACCUAGUUUACUCCCCCUGACAGUUUUACUAAAUUUAAAUAGUUCUGUAGUAGAGGGAAUUCCAACAGGUGUUGUUUGUUCACCUGGUCACCCUAAGAAAGCUUAAGCUGUAUGAACAUAUUUGAUACUCAGCAUGUAUUUCUUUUGACACUCAACAUGUAUCUAUUCAUGUUUUUGGUUUCACUUUAAUAGAGGCGUAAAUUGUGGUGCAGCAGAACCAAAACGAAGCAGAGUAAAAAUAAAUGUUUUUCAGACCAUUAAUUUUGUAAGUGUGUCAGUAGUCUUGGUGAUAGCUGUCAAUUUACCUCAUGGGAUAUUGGGGCCAAUGGUGUGGUUUGAUCCUCGCCACAUGGUCACAGGCCGGAGAGAAGAACUGUGGGAGGCAGUCACGCUCCCCUCCGUUUUUUCCUCCUGCCUGUCGCAGCAGUACAUUUCUCCUGGUUCUCCUGCUUCACCUCAGAUAAAAAUUGUUUCUAAUUUAUCAGCAAAAAGCAUUUUUGUUGCAUCUUAGUGGCCAUGUUUGCAAAUCACAAAUUGGGUUUAUGCUCAAAUCCAGGCAGUGGCAAACCCUGCUUAUGUUCAUCUUCAUGCAACAUUAUCAUGGGGUGAGGUGUUUCAGAGUAACUAAAAAAAUGUUAACACUGAAAUAUGUUUACUUCCAUGAAUGCUAACAACUUUUGGAUAAUGAGGCACUGUUUACUUAUGAAUUGGUGCAGAGAAUUAGAGACAAAGUGGUUUUUAUUUUUGACAAGUUUCUUCCACAUGUCUGAGUUGUUCCUUAAGUUCUGUUUCCUUUUUUUGCCACCCAGAAAUGUAAGUAAUAGAUUUAGGGAUUUAGGGAAGCGCUUGGGGAGAGUGGGGUUAGUGAAAAGUAAUCUUUCUGCCACCUCCUUUCCCAGCAGCUUCCUGAAAAGUCUCUCUUGAGAACUGGGGACCCUCCUGAGUAGGGUGUGCUGGGGUGGAGGGACUUGCUGAAAAUAGGGUGGAGGCGUGUCCAGUGAGAGGGAGUCUCUGCCCAGUUUUUGGCUUAUCUCCCCUUUCAGCCCCCUGAACCACAGUGCACCCCAUUCAGGAAGGUCCCUUGACUUUUAGGACAGGCUUCUCUAGAGGAGGUGUUGCCUUCCUCCAACCUCAUUUCUGUAGGUGACUCUCUGCAUCCAAACUUGUGAGAAGAAAAAUAUGGAAACAUAAAAAGUGUAUAUUUUAUUUCUGCAGGAAAAGAUCAUGUCUGCAAAUUCAUUGGCUGUGGAAGGAAUGACAGAUUCAACUAUGUGGUCAUGCAGUUGCAAGUAAGUUUGUUACAUUUAUUCGUUCUCUAAAACAGGGGUAGUCUACCUUUUUAUACCUACUGCCCACUAAUGCAUCUUUCUUGAUGGUAAAUUUUCCUUCCUGCCCACCAGUGCUCGAUGGAAGGAGGAUUCAGCUUGUGCCGUGGAACCCCCUGCUGCCCACGUAGAAUCUUGAAACGCCCACUAGUGGGCGGUAGGGACCAGGUUGACAACCCCUGCUCUAAAAGGAUGUUCACAGAUAUAAAUUAAAUCUCCACAACCCCCUAAGAAAGAAUGUCCAGCUAAUGUAACAAUGCUUAUUUGAUAGGAGAAGGGUAAAUAGAAACCACAGGCUGUUCUCCAUGUGCCUUAUCUGAAGCAAUUGCAGAGGGUGGCUAAACAAGAAUGGGAUUUUUUAGUGGUACCUCCAUGUCUUUGGAACUCUAUCUCCCAGGAAAAUGUACAUGGCACCAUCCUUGUCAUUUUUUCGGUACCAGGCUAGUACAGGUUUAUUUACCCAGACUGUUGAAGAUUAAGUUGACCGCUACUGUGCUGCUCGUCUUUUACAGGUGUAGAAUAGAUUUUUUCUUUUUGUAUUGUUAGAUGGUCAAUUUAUUGCUUUUAAUUUGGGUUUUACUUGAUUUUACUUAUCUUGCUGUUACAUUGCUUUGAGACUUCUUUGUGUUUAGCAACUACCAAACUCAAUAAUAACAACUGCUACUGCUGCUACAACUUAUCAUGCCUUGUGAUCUGGGCCACCUCUUGGAAAAAAAUUUUAAUAGCUUAAUUGAUACCCUAUUCUCUUCUUGAUCAGUUCAAUGUAAAGAAUAAAUCUAAUGUUGAUUAAUUUUGCCCAAUAUAAAAUGAUUAUGAAAGCUAAAUGAAAAAAAUAAAUAUGAUUGAAAAUGUCUGUCUUCCUCAUUUUGGAUGGGAAGAGGGAAAUUUGCACUGAACGUAAAUUACUUUCUUGCUUUUUCAGGGUCGGAACUUGGCCGAUCUGCGUCGAAGCCAAACUAGAGGGACCUUCACAAUCAGUACUACCUUGCGACUUGGCAAGCAAAUUCUAGAGUCUAUUGAGAGCAUUCAUUCUGUUGGUUUUUUACACAGAGAUAUUAAGCCAGUGAGUUUAUCCACAAAUUUUGUUAGAGCCAAGAAUUUAAGUUGCAACUGUUGUCACUUAUUAGGGGGUGAUCAUGCAGUUAGAACAAUCAGAAAAUUGGAUAUAAAACUAUUAAGAUGACAGUGCAUAGUUAAAAAGCUAAUCCAUGAUUGUUUCUUUUAUAUAUUGAUUUUCAGUAACAUUAGAACUCUUUAACUGUAAUGGUCUUAUCUAGCAAAUAAUAAUUGCUUUCGGUUUUAAAAGUAAGUUCUUAAUUUAGGAAAGCCUAAGAUGAUUGCAUCCACUGAGAAUAUAUUACUCUGUACUUUCUUUCAAAGUAUUAAGAUGUUCUGUUUAACAUGAUUGAAUAGCACAGUCCUAGGCAUGUCUACCCAAAAGUUUAAAUAACUGUAUCCAGUGGUAGUCCUACGCAGAGUAGUUUAAGUAAUUGAUUGCAGCCUUAAUGUUGUAUUCAGCGUUUGUCUUGUGUGGAGAUUGUUGUUGAAUAACAUGUAUGGUAUUAUCAAUCAAUAUGUCUUCUUUUUCCUCCCCAGUCCAACUUUGCUAUGGGACGUUUCCCUAGCACUUGGAGGAAGUGUUACAUGCUGGAUUUUGGCUUGGCGCGUCAGUUUACAAAUUCAUGUGGGGAUGUCAGACCGGUAAGAAAUUCUAAUAAAACUUUUUACUAGUAAUUUUAAAUUUGAUAUAUUGGACUGCUUUUAAAAUAACUGUUUUAUCCAUGCUUGAUGCAUUAUGCCAGAGAUCUGAGACCCAAGUUCUAAUCUGGCCAAACCUCCAAGGGCUAAGUGAGUGGGACCAAACUAUGGUUUAAACAAUCUAUGGUUUAAUGUUAAUGGGCAGCAUGCUAGUAUGUGCUGUUACAAAGUUUUCAGGGUAAUCCUCCCUCAUUUUGCUGCCGCUAUGCUCUGAGCAAAAUAGGCAAAGUGUGGCUUGUCAUGUCAUACAAAUAUGAGCAUGUGGUUUCUUUCACCCAAAACCCCCACGAGUGGUAACCAAGGUUUUAUUUUCACUUAUUACUUGUUUGUUUGAGCAAAGGAAACCACAAGGCCAGGUUUGGAUAACCUGACAAGCCACACUCUGACUUAUUUUGUCUUGCACAGUAGGAGCAGAGGGAGGGGGAGCACCAUGGUAACUUUUUGUUUUAAACCAUGGUUUAAUAUCACAUGAAAGUGAGGUAAUUGUGUCAGUGAGUAGGCUCAUUGUCCCCGGUGUUGUUGCUGUACAUUCUUAAUAACGUGUAAGGAGUGAUUGGUGUUAAUGGUUUGGUGAUUUAGUGCGAGAUAUAGGAGGGAUUGGGAGUUUAGUUUGCUUGUGUGAGGUGUGGGAAUAGAAUGGGAUAAGUGAUACAGCAUGAGUAGUGAAUUUUGUACAAUUUGUGUAAUUGAAAAACAGCAGUUGGGUGAAUGUAACAUACUGUGAGUUAGGAUAUGACUUGGCAAGUUAGAGGCUAAGGAGGGAAAGGGGCCCUGACUCAAUAUGUUUCCAAAAUGUGCUUCUGGAUUUUGUUUUUGUUUUUAUUAUUUGAUUAAUUUGUACUGCAUCACUGUUUUUCAGUUUCAUAUACAGAAAAAUUAGUAUUUUGUUUUUGUAAAGCACUUUGUGUUAGUAUUAAGCAGUAUUAAGGUAAAGGACCCAUGGACAGUUAAGUCCAGUUAAAGGCGACUAUGGGGUGGUGGCGCUUAUCUCAUUUCAGGCCGAGGGAGCUAGCGUUAGUCCACAGACAGCUUUCCUGGUCAUGUGGCCAGCAUGACUUAAUUGCUUCUGGCACAAUGGGACCCCGUGACAGAAACCAGAGCACACAGAAAUGCCGUAUACCUUCCCGCCGUAGCGGUACCUAUUUAUCUACUUGCACUGUUGUGCUUUCGAACUACUAGGUUGGCAGAAGUUGGGACAGAGCAACGGGAGCUCGGAUUCAAACUGCUGACCUUCUGAUCAGCAAGCUGAAGAGGCUCAGGGGUUUAGAGCACAGCGCCACCCACUCCCUAUUAAGCAGUAUAUAAAUAUGUAAAUAGAAUAAUAAAUAAAUAAAAAAGGUGCUGGCUACUACUGACUUGUGAAACUUUUGCCUUAUUCCCUGAUCUCCCAAAAUAAGGAAUAAAAAGGUGUCUGUCUGGAGCUUAUUGCACUUUCAAUUAGCAACGAGCAUUAGUACUUUGCAUACAGCAACUAGGAGUAUGUUUGCAAAGAGCUGAAAAGUGCUUUGUAUGAAGGGGACAGGGUUUUUUGUUUGUCUGGGCACUUAGUAUCCUAGUCGUGGAGUGAAUAGGAAACUGGCAAUUAAAGUAAAAUGCACUGGAAUUUGGGUGCUGAGAUAAAAGGGAAAUAACAAAAUGGCUUCUUUAAGGUUGAAUAAAAUGGAACUAUUUGAAUAAGAACAGAAGAGCCCUGCUGGACCCAUCCAGUCUAGUAAACUCUUCUCGCAGUGGCUAACCAGAUGCCUAUUGUAAAGCCUGCAAGCAGGUUCUGAGUGCAAAAGCACUUUCACCGCUUUUGAUUCUCAGCAGCUUAUAGUUAAUAAAUCUGGUUAAAUAGAAAAAUGUUUCUGAACUACUUAAAAUGUGUUCAAAAUGUGUUUGCUUAUUUACCAUACCCAUUUAAAUUUUAUUUAUUAUACAAACAUGCUUCCCCAAUAACAUAUAGAUCAAACAGACCUGUGCAUUCUUAGCAGAGGAAGACUCCAGAGUAGAAGGCCUACAUUAUUCUUUGUAGUGUGGCUUUUAUGUACUGUAUAUCUUUAACUAACACAGUGUAACAGAAUUUCUCCCCCUCUGUUGUAUUGAUAGCCCAGAGCUGUUGCUGGUUUUAGAGGGACUGUGCGGUAUGCGUCAGUCAAUGCUCACAGGAACAGAGUGAGUAUUAGUACUUGCAAUAGCCUGAAUGUUUAGUUACUGAAACAAUUACAAAUGGUGUGAUUAUCUUAACUUUCUGUUUCACAUGUCUUUUUCCUAUAGGUGAUUUAUAAUUGUAAGUAAUACUGCCUGAAAUAUUUAAAUUGUUGGCAAAAGAAAAUGUCUACUUAUGCAUCUUUAAUCAUACUGGAUGUUCUUAGAACGGAAAUAAUACUGUGACUGAAAUUUGCUAAAUAAAUUGAUUACCAUUUUAAUUACAUGGCAUAUUAAAAGAGUGCUAAUUAAUUUUUAGUAGGUAUGAAUGAAAGGGACACACAUGCUCCCCUCCCCGUGAGAGGUUGAUAUAGACUAGGGUGGGGUUUGGCUUUGCUGGGGAAAUGUUUUUCUGGUGGGAUGUGAGAACUGACGGAAAGGGUCACAGUCUUUUGGCCACUUUUGACUUUCUUUUUUUAUCGAGGUGCGCACCGACCCCUCUCGCUCUCCAGGCUUCAGGAAGCUCUCCGCAAGCCUUGGGAGCCCGGCGGGAAGUCGCGCCGGUCUCCCAAGGCUUGUGGACAGCAGCCUGCAGCCCGAAACCCAGGGAGAGCAGCGGAGUGCACCCCGGGCUUCGGGCAGAUAUACACAAGCCUGUUCUGGGGGCUGGGGUCGGGGGAAGCUUGGGCUUCCCCUGCCCCAGCCCCGCGCCUGGGGGGAAAAUAAUUUUUUUUCCUUUAUCCCCCCCCCAAAAAAAAACUGGGUGCGCCCUAUGGACCGGUGUGCCCUAUAGGGCAAAAAAUACGGUAAUUUAAGGAAAGAGGUGAAACUCAUUUAAACUAAUUGCUAGCUUGCUUUGCUUCUAUGUAUACUUCUGUGAGUAUAUUUAUAGAGUUUCUUCCCCCAUCUGUUUUGAAUCUAUAGAGAACAUUUCAACUCUUUAAGCAUUGUUUUCUUACAAGUGAGUCUUGCCACAAAAUGUUGCAGUGUAGAGUGCUUCUUCUAGGGUUCCAACCAGCCAUGUCCUUUCCCAGGCUAUGCCUCAUUCCAUGUCUCCUCCCCUCUGGCAGUCUAUUUCCACGCCCCCCAAUCAGGCCACUGAAUGUUCUCAGUCUGUUCUUGGGCAGUUUUGUUCCCCUCACCCACCAAGGUACUUGUGUAAGCCCAAGAGUCUACUAAUCUCCUUCCCUGUGCAUGGAUGGUGCUGAUUUAUUACGAUGGACAAUGAAGUGUUCUUAUUGGGUUGUUCGUCUUGCACAAGACUCAGGCAGGAGCAAAGAAUUAUGGGAGGUAGACUGUUUCCCCUCAAUUUUUUCCUCCUCAGCUCUCACUGUUUUGUUGAUUGUUAGUUAGCAGAGUCCUCUUUAACUACUUUUUUGUUAUUCUUAGUUACUUAGUAAUUGGCUACUUUUCCUGUCUAUUGGUCCUUUUAUGCGUCCUCCACUGAGGUGUAAAAAAGCAAACAACCUUGUCUCCCUGCUAAACAUCUUUCCCUGUUCUCCGUUCAGUGUUUUACUUCUAUUUUCCAUUAAUUUCUUAAUUUUUAUCUUUAUUUCUUUUUGCUGGCUAUUGUCGUUUUGGCAGAUGGGCUGCCUUUUAUUCCAGCUUUUUUUGCGGCGCAGGCUGCCUCGUGCAGUGACUGCGCGCUGCUUCCCUAACAGCCGCUCUGCGCCUUACCCUCACUGUCCUUUUGGACCCUUUAUUCAGCGCAUUUGCUUUCCUUCAAGAAUUGCUGCUUCUACAGAGAAUGAAAGGGACAAAGAAAGCUUCAGCUCCUUGUUCUCCUGUCUGCUUCAGCAGCGCAAAGGGCUGUUUCAACACGUUUCGCCUGCAGUAAUAUUUGAAUCAGCAGUCUGGUUCAGCGGCUCAAUUUUCUCCCAAUAAAUUUCAAUGGCAUCCUUAGAGUCUCUGCAAGGUUUGGGUGCCUCUCCGCAUAAAAAAGUGAAAUAAACGUAGAAUGUGGUCCUCUGCUUCCUGCAGUCGCUCAAAUCACUCCUCCCAUGCGAAGGGCCAUCAUUUUCCAGUGUUGUCAGUAAGGUAAGGUCUACCCAUGUAAACAAAUCUCCUUCAGAGCAAUCCAUGGCUCAGCCACAGAGUGCUGCUCAGUUAUUUAGUGAGAUUUUACUGCCAUCUGCUGGCAAUACUAAUAAUGACCAUAGCCAUAUCCUCUGAUCCUGAGCCUGAAUUUCAGGGUUUUGCUGAUGACCAAUUAGGAUCUACUGUAAUGAGCAAAGUUCAGUGCCACCAAUGGGUCAAGGUUUAUCAGAGGUUUUGAAUGUGAACUUGUCUGCUUCUUGAAUUGAUCAGUUGAAGGAUGCCCUUCUUGCCUCCUUAUCAUCAGACCUUAAGCAUGACUUACGUCCCAAUGCUGCCUUUCCUGUGCUUACUAAAUCAAAGCUUCUUGUACGCGUAUGCCACAUUCUGCAGGGAAUUGCUCCCCUAACCCUUUUCAAGUUAUGUCUGAGGAAUUACAGGAGGCUGAUUUUACUAUGUCAUUAUCUCAUGCAUCACUGGAUGUGGAAGAAGAGGAUGUGUGGGAAGAGCCACAAUCUUCCAGGCUGUUUCAAGAUUGUGGGUUCCAUCUCUUCUAAAAUUGAUAGUAAAGGCAGAGCUAGAUGCGCCUAUGCAUUUGAAAAGGACUAAUGGAUUGGUGAAUAAAUUAUAUUCUUUAGAGCCAGAAUUUAUGGCUUUAAAGAAGUCACCUUCCGUUGGUCCUCCUCUGCUGCAUCUUUCCUCACGUCAUUUGGCCCCAAAGGAUGAAAAUGCUCAAUUGCAUGAUAUUACAGAUAGGAGAAUUGAGUUUGCCCUUCGCGAAGUACAUGAGGCUGCUUCAUUCUCAUUGAGAGCUUCUUGUAUAGCUUCCUCCUGCGCACAUGCCUGUGUGGUAUGGUUGGAGGAUUUGCUUCAUAAUCCUCCUCAGGAUGUGGUGCGUCACAUCCUUUCAAAACUCAUAAAAUCACAAGCCUGCAUGGCAGAUGCUACUGUGGAUGCUAUGCAGUUUGCGCCAAGAGCCAUAUCUGCACAGGUAACAGUGUGCUGCACUUUGUGGCUUAAGAAUUGGCAGGCUGACUCUGCCACUAAGGCUAACUUGUCUGUGGUACCUUUUGUGGGAGGCCAACUACCUGUACUUGGAGAGUCAGCUCUGAAAGAUAUUUUGGUGGACUCAAAGGAUAAGCGUAAGGUUUCUUUAAGUCAGAAGGCUGAUAGAAGGUAUGCUAGGCAUUUUGUUCCAUACCCCACUCAGUUUCAUUCCUUUCACUGCUCAGGUUCCAGAAUAGGCAGUGAGAUUCAAGUCUUAACCCUUUAAGCAGCGUCACCAAGGUAGACAGCCAUUCCAACGCUUUUCUGCCGCCCCAGCCACCAAGGGUGGUAAGCAGCAUACUCAAUGACCCUGUGUCACAACAGGUAGGGGGGUGCCUAAAAUGGCUUCUCCCUACUUGGCAGCAGACCAUAUGAUUUAUUAUAUGCUUGAGUUUUAUUAUGGAGGAUUCGUUUUCUUGACAUGCAGGUUUUUUCAUGUUGCUGCACAUUACUUACUCUUGUUCCUGUUCGCAUGUUAGCCAGGAGGAGGUAGGCCUUGUGUUUAAUUUAGUUUUAGAUUUUUUUGUCAUGGUGCUCCUGAUUGGCAAGUCCAAAAAACUGAGGAGAAACGGUCUACCACAAUUCUUUGCUCCUGCCUGAUUCUCGUGCAAGAGGAACAGCCCAAUCCAAAUACUUCAUCGUCCACCUAAUAAAUCUACUAUUCAGGUAAGACUAAUCAACAUUUUUAGCUGCAUCUUGUCUGUCUGCUUACAUGUUGAGAUCAAUCUUUUUUUGCUACAUACUUCGCUAUUGUGGCAUUAGAAUUUUAGCAUGUGAUACAUUGUGAUUGGUAGCACAAGAAAAUGGGGAAUUGACUAUAUAAUAAUAACAUACUGUCUCUUUUUCUUUAGGAAAUGGGACGUCAUGAUGACCUCUGGUCUUUGUUUUACAUGUUGGUCGAAUUUGUGGUUGGACAGCUGCCCUGGAGGAAAAUUAAGGACAAGGUCUGUUGAGAAAUGUACCAUUGGAGAUAAACUGCGGAGAAUGUCUUUGAAUAUGUUCAUGAGAUUCCUUUCAAUAUAUUAAAGUUCUUUAAAAACAAUGUUUGCUUACUUCAAUGCAUUUGUUUUUUAAUUAACAUAGCCGGCAUGAGUACAGAAUUUCAUUAAUCUUAGUUAAAAAUAAUAAAACCCAUCUUCUAUACAAGGGGUUGGGAACGGGAUCUGGUGAUCAACCUUCCAUGGUUCAUUUUUGAUAGAUGCACAGGGCCACCCUCUAGUCAGUUAUCAGUCAUACGUUGUCAGAUUAUUAAACUUCAAAGGAAUAAUUGGGAACACACCCUAAAAGUACUCCUGAUUCUUAUUUGCAGAAUCUUUGCCGAGUAUUCUGGCUGUUUGCCAUAAUAAUAAACAUUGACAUUGAGAAUCUUUGCAGCCACAGCUUGAAUUCAACCUGCAGCUGCAAAGAUUCCUGUCAAAUGCAAGUCCCACCUUCUGUGGGAAUCCAGUCUACUUAGGAGCUCUGAGCUGAACCCAGUGUGUUUGCAUUUGGUGCCAAAUUAAAAAGACACCUAAUUCAAGCCCUGCCUGCAGAGGAACCAUUGGGAGCACAUUCUAGGGGUCCUGAAUGUUUCUUCUCAGCCAUAACUUUACUGAUCUCACAUCUGACAUCAUACAAUGGCUUGUAGGCAUGGCUGGAAGAAAAUUGAUAUUGUUGGACAGAUUAUGCUCACUGGUGUGCCUAAUGUGGCCUGCAGGCUGGAAGUGCUCAAUGUUUGUGCUACACAAUCAAGCCAGUGUCUUUUAGACAUAAUUUAAUAUAUCUCUUCACUAUAUCUGACCAGCUGUUAGUUCCCCACUUGCUGUUUGGAGAAGAGCAACUUGGAUCUUGGCAGAAGUUCAGUUUUAUUUCAAAUGGCUCUUUAUGUGUUUUUAGGCUUAAGUUAACAGGGAGGUAUAUCCAAGAGCAUUUGUUUUAUUUUAAAGAUGGUUCAUUGUUAAAGCUUAUUACAGACCUUUACCUUUAAAACCAGAGCUAUUAAUUUUGAUCUGAAUAAAGAUUAGAAACUCAGAUUUGAUAUGGAUACUGAGGACCCUAAUGCGUUGAGAAAAACUCAUUCAUAUCCUCAGAACCGAUCAAAUCUAUGCUUCAGGUAAGACCAUUUGUCCUAUCUGAGGUCCUACUAUGCAGAUAAGAAGUUAAAAUAAUACAAAAUAUACUCUAAUGGAAGAAAGAAGAAAGGAAGGAAGGUGAGGGAGACAAUUUGGCACCUGCUCCAGUUGGGCUGUAUUCUCACCUGGCCAACUGUAUUUUCAUUUAUUUGUUUAGCAUUUUAAAAUUCUUUACUGCUUUCAGUUCUUUGGCAGAGGGGUGGCAUAUAAAUAAAUAAUGUCUAUAAGGAACUGAAGGAAAGUAUGGUAAAUAUUUCAUUUUCCUACUUGUAGGAGCAAGUGGGCUCCAUAAAAGAGAGGUAUGACCACCGGCUGAUGCUGAAACAUCUCCCUCAAGAAUUUAACACCUUUCUAGAUCACAUUUCUACUUUAGAUUAUUUUACUAAACCUGAUUACCAGGUAUGAUUUUUUAAUGUCUUAAUUUUAUGUCUUAUUGGAAACCCAUGUCUUGUUAAACACUUCAACAUGCAUUCACACAUCUGUUCCAAUGAGUAGCAAUAGCUAAUUAGGUACACUAUCAUUAUACCUUACUUUUGCCUCUUGUGUUUUGUCAUAUCGUACCUAGACAAAUCCAUACUAACUUUAUUACAGAACUUCUAAAGUAAAAAAAUGACAAGCAGCUGAAGUGAAUGGUUUCCUUUUUACUCAUUUUAAGUGCUUGUGCUUUUUUUAUUGUGUCUUUAUUCUGGUGUCUAAGACAUAUUUCAAUACAUUGAAUAUAUUGAUUUCCAAACACAAUUCAGAUGGCCCUGCAUGUUUUAUGCAGUGUGUAUAUGAAACCAUUUUUCUGCAGGAAUUGUACCCCUGUAUCAGUUAGAGAAAUUAGCUGAUGAGGCAGAAUUCUACAAUGUUCAUAUUUGGGUAGUUUUGCAAAGAUUUGCAGGAGAAAUUGGAAAGUAUUUUUUAAAAUAGAAUAUAUCAAAGUGUCUAGUUCCUCAUUUCUUCCAUUGUAUUCUUUGUGCUUGCUCAUACAGUGUUCUUUUUAUUGCCCACUUCCUGUUAAUCCUCAUGCCACAAUAUACACUGUACUUAACCUGUAAUAGAAAACAGGUGUAAGAAAAUGUUUUGCGAUGACAGCCGUGUAAAUAUAACGGCUUCAACUUAUUAAUGAAACCUGUCCAUCAUUUGAAUGCUGUGUUGCCUUUUUUAACAGAUAUCAAUAUAAUGUCUGCCUUUCAUAGGAUAUGAAACAUUCCUCUUCUCCAAGGCCUUUGGCAAAUUAAACAAUCUAUGGUCUUUUAAACUGUUGAGUGUCAUUGUUUGUUAUUAUGUGGUGUAGUUUUGUGUUUUUAUAAUGUAAACUGCCCUGUGAUCCUUGGCUGAAGUGUAUAGAAAUUCAAUAAAUAAAUAAUAGAUUUAAAAAAAUAAUAAUUCAUGAAUGGCGUGAAAGAACAACUUUCGUGAGUUUUCUAAAUGUAACUUGGGAGCAUACCAACUCUUCUCUUUUGUUUAUAUAGCUUCUCAUGUCCGUCUUUGACAACAGUAUGAAGACUUCUGGGGUGACUGAGAGUGACCUAUUUGACUGGGAAAAGAGUGGAGCUGAUGGCUCUUUAACAACAACCACCACUUCAACUACUCCUCAACUGCACACUCGUCAGACCCCAGCUGCCAUAGGGUAUGUUGGAGCAUUCCUUUUGAUAUCAUCCAGUUAAUGAAGUGACAUGUGACAUUCUGGAUAGUAGGCAUUCUUUCUUCGUCCUAAGACCUUGAUCUAAAGGCAUCUAGACUUCUGUUCCUUACGUGAUAGCAUUGUAAUGGUGAGGGAACCAGAUGUGCUUCUUCCAUAACCAGGUGUUGACAGACAAACUCUGGAGAGCUUGCUUGGAAGAACCUUUCAUACUUCUCUAAAAAGUCAGUGCUUCUGUUUUGAAUAGUUUUAGGAAUCUGUGAUGGGAUUACAGUGGUGCCCCGCAAGACGAAUGCCUCGCAAGACGGAAAACCUGCUAGACGAAAGGGUUUUCCGUUUUUGAGUUGCUUUGCAGGACGAAUUUCCCUAUGGGCUUGCUUCGCAAGACGAAAAUGUCUUGCGAGUCUUGAGAUUUUUUUUCGCUCCCCCCCCCUUUUUUCUAAGCCGCUAAGCCUUUAGUAGCCUUUUAGCAGCUAAUCCGCUAAGCCGAUAAGCCUUUAAUAGCCGCUAAACCGCUAAUAGCGCUAAUCCGCUAAGCCGCUAAUAGGGUUGCUUCGCAAGACGAAAAAAACGCUAGACGAAGACACUCGCGGAACGGAUUAAUUUCGUCUUGCGAGGCACCACUGUAUAUGUGAUUCUCAUUCUCAAUUGUGUUGCAGCAUUAAGAAAAACAGAUUGCUCAGUUUCCAUUUGGGAGAGUACCUGGAGAGUGUACUACUACCCAGAUAACUUUGUGAACAGCCUAGAGGUCUUUGUUGAAUAAGUGACAAAAUUUAAAACUUUGUAUUAAUUCUGUUGGUUAUAGGUGACAAACCCAUUAAUGUAGAUUACAUAUCUCCUGACAUCCCCCCACUUCAUAGCAUUGUGGCAAAAUAACACAAUACAGUCAUACCUUGGUUCUAGAACGCCUUGGUAUGCAUAUGUUUUGGCUCCCGAACGCUGAAAACCCAGAAGUAAGUGUUCCAGCUUUUGAAUGGUCUUUGGAAGCUUCCACAACUUCUGAUUGAGUGCAGGAAACUCUUGCAAGCAAUCGAAAGCCGCGCCUUGGUUUUUGAACGGUUCCAGGAGUUGAACGCACUCCCGGAACGAAUUAAGUUUGACAACCAAGGUACCACUGUGUUGGGUUGAAAUCACGACAGACGAAUGGUGGGUGUCAAAGGAGAGGCGUCUGCCGGGACAAGUCCCGGGAACUCUCUUUUAUUGAAUAUUACAAACAUUGCCACAGGUGUGCUUGUGGCUGAUUGGCUGAUACAAACACAAAGCAUCUUGUUGCUGAUUGGUUAACAUAGGUACAAGGCGGAAUAACAUAUUACAUUAAUCACUGAUAGUUCAAAAGACUGGGAACGGAGCUGGAACUAGACAGGCAUGAAACCUCCUAAUUAAAUUAUAACUAAAGAUUGAUAUUGAGAGAACAUAACAUGAAGGAAUACAACAAUCACGUUCCGUGUAUGUGGUCAGCAAUGCAUUAAGGACAGGUCAGGAUACACUGUUUCAUGAACUCAAUGGGAACUGUUCAGAACAUUCUCAGACUCUUGUGCAGAAGCAGAGAGAAGAUUAUGAGCGAGACUUCCCAGAAUGCAAGAGUUAUGUGCAGUAAGAGAACUGCAGAAAGAGAACUUCACAGUGAGAGAACUGCAGAAAGAAAACUUCCCUUCACCACUGUACCAGCAUUCUAAUCUUGCUCCUGCAUGCUGCACUAUGACUAGGGAAGAUGCAGAAGCAUAGAGCUGCCCUUCAGUCUCGGAACUGAUGGCAGUGUUCUGAGUUCAGAUUCCCUAAGGUUUGAGCUGAAAGGAAGUAGAGUAUACAGCCAGUAGAGAGUAAAGCUCUGUUUAGAAUCUCAGUGUGUGAUACCAGAUCUGACCAAUCCAGGUGCUUCUUACUUGCUGCAAGAUGCAAAGCCUGAACCCUGAAGAGUUCCGAGGAUGGCGCACACACUGUUUUACAAUAGCUUAUUAGAUGAGGACUGAGACCUUAAGGAUCAUGGUUUAAACUCUUAGAGCAUAGAUGGGAACCUGUGGCCCUCCUGAUGUUGCUGGAUUGCAGCUCUCAUCAUCACUGACCAUUGGCUAUGCUGUCUUAUAGUCUUAACAACAUCCAGAGGAAGAAGGGAGGGUGUAACCUGUACUGCAUCCUUGAGUCAAACUUUCAUAUUGCAAUACUGUUUCUUUAUUUUUCUUCUUCUUUAUAGAAUUGCCAAUGCUACACCAAUACCAGGAGAUAUGUUGAGAGAGAAUACAGAUGAUGUGUUUCCAGAUGAACAUCUUAGUGAUGGUGAGAAUGGUAUCCCUAUGGGAAUCUCUCCAGAAAAGCUACCAGAGUCUCCUGGACAUCAUCUUCAGGAAAAGGAUGUGUGGGAGGAAAUGGAUGCAAACAGGAAUAAGAUAAAAGCAGGUGUCCAUAAAGUAAGUACUAUAAUUGAGCAGACAAUAACAUUCAAUUCUUUUUUGGUUCUAUAUCUUAAGAUUUGCUUUAAUGGAUCAAAUAAAAUCACUAUAUUAUCAGCAAGUCAGAUGUCCCAGGAAAUGAAGAAGCUGGGUAUGUUGGGGACAACUAUGUCAUUUGUCCCAGCAUUUGAUAUAUUUCUUUUAACAUUAAGGUUUUAUUUUCUGCUAUUUGAUAAAGAGUUGUUCAUUCCUGAAAGCCAUACGAGAGCAUGAACUAUAUAAGAUAGUGGACAUCUCUGUAUCCUGUUUCAGUGGUUUUCAUAAGUUAAUUAUGCUUUCUUCUGUUUGUCCUGAACCUACUGACAGCUUUCCAUUUGAUGACUCAAGAGUUCCAGUGUGUUGAGAGAAUUGUUUAUUUGUUUAUAAUUUUAUAAACCUACAUUUGCUCUUCCUUAUUGUGGUAGUUCUUUUCCCCCAUCACAGAACUCUCCAUUUUUAAGCAAGUAUUCAUAAGGAAGAUAUUGUUUUUUCCUGAUAAUUUGUUGUUUUCUAUAUCUACUCCAGCUCUAUGCUAACUUUUGAGCAUGGCCAUAACUGCAUUGUAUUCUUUAUAUUGCUGCACCUUAGGUUACAUAGUAGUAUUGUGAAAAUAUAUUCUCUUUAUAAAUUCUUUCCUAAUUUUUGUUAAAUUGCUAAGGACACCUAGCUGGCAUUACAGUGAGCAAUUUUACUGUGGGCCCAGGCACAGCAUUUGGGACAUAUAUCAGAGUAUAUACUUGAAGUAGGCUAUUUUUAACCCCAUUUUUCAUUACUUUAUGUUUUCACCUUUUGACCACUGAUCACAGGAAUAAGCUGAAGAUUCAGCUUUGUCUUCUGUGGCUGCUUGUUUCUGUAGCAUAUUACAAUCUGUCUCCCUGAUGCUUCUUUGGUCACAGCUAAGGUGGCACAAAAUAUUGCUAUUUUAGACAAAACAGCCCUUUCUUAGAGCAGUAAUGGGACAUGUAGUUCCUUCUGUGUGGUGGUAGGGAUGUUGGGUAGAGUUCAGGUGUUGUUCCACAGAUGGAACAUAUUUCAGUUUGGUGAGCACCUCUGCUAAUGGAAGGAGCGGUACAUCCCCCUGCCUCAGCUGCUUCACAAAUAAUCUGCUCUGAAGAGUUUUGGGAACCCUUCAGAACAGCAUGGAAGGUGGCAUGGGGGACUGCAGACGGGAGGUAGAAUUAGUGAAAAACCUCAUUGAUUCUGUUAGCAGAGGCCUCUGUAAAUGAAUUGUAUAACAGCACCUAUGGAAUCACAGAACUGUAGAGUUUGAAGGUACCCAAGGGUCAUCUUGUCCAAUUCGCUGCAGUGCAUGAAUCUCAGCUAGAGCAUCCAUGACAGAUGGCCAUCCAACCUCUGCUUAAAAACCUCACAUGAAGGAGAGUCCACAACCUCCCGAGGGAGACCGCUCCUCUGUCAGGAGAAAACAGAGUUGCUCCAUCUUCCCUGUGACAGCUCUUUAGAUGUUUGUGUUUGCUAGUGGGAUCAGCUAUGUGUGAGUGAAAUCAGAAAACAUUAAAACUUAAUUUUUGAAAAGGGCUAUCAGUGAUAGAGUAUAUUGUUUGCAACUUAGGGGCCUCUGUUUCAAUCCUUGUCUUUCCACAUAGGGCUAGGAAAGACUCCUGCUUGAAACCUCAGAUUGCUGCUAUUGAGCUUAGUCUAAUUUGAAAUAAGGCAGUUUUCUAUGUUCAUUAGUAUCUAAACCCUGGAUGUUAGGUAGUAUAUAGGGCUGCUUUUUGAUAUGGAUACUGAUUUGGAGUUAAAGUCCACAAACAAUUUCAAAAGCACAUUUACAGAAGACUGCAUAUUAGCCACAAGCAAAAUUGAAAGUUCAUGUGGAAAUUAGUUAGUUCUGGUGGUAAAUGAAGUUGAGCAGCGAUCUUUCUGCUGCAGUUCUGACUACAUUUAGCAUUGCAAGCCUAUCAAAUAGAAGAACUGAAAGUGUUUUGACAGAAUGAAAAGCCGGGAUGCCAACAACUAAAUGUUACAUUUUGUGUCUUUUACCUGAUAUUUUAUAGUUCUCUUAUGGUGUUUUUAAUCACAGACUGCUACAGAAGAGGAAAACAGCCAUGGACCAAUUAAUGGCAUGCUUAAUGCACCAAGCCUUGGUUCUCCAAUUAGAGUCCGCUCAGAGACCACACAGCUAGAUCGGGAUGUUCCUCUGGUGCGGAAGCUACGAUCAAUUCACAGUUUUGAACUGGAGAAACGUCUGACCUUGGAGUCCAAGCCAGAUACAGAUAAAUUUCUGGAAGUCUGGUAUGUAAUGGCUUUUGUUCUGCUAAGCUUUCUUAGCAGUUGCUUUGCUUAUAGUGAGUCAUCUUUAAUUGAUUAGUUAUUUGGCACAGAUUUCACUGUUACUCAUGCCAUAUGAUUGACCCUACAAAUGCAGGGAAAAUAAAGUCAGGUUUUGGGAAUGGGGAGCCAGUAAUUCAUAAUAUAAUUUGAGAAAUCCAGUUCUAAAUGAUUAGAACAGGGGUAGCCAACAUGGUGCCCUCCAGAUGUUCUUGCACUAUAGCUCUCAUAAUUCCUGGCCGUUUGACAUGCUAAGUGUUGAUGAGAGUUGUAGUCCAAGAACAUCUAGAGGAUGCCACAGGAGCUACCCCAGAACAUCUACUAGAAAUAGAAAUGUAAUGAUGUUGAUAACAAACGGCCUAAUUUGUCUACAUUAGAUAGUAUCCUGUUAUUUUUCACUUAACAUGGUUUACACAAUCCUAAUUUGCUUGAUCAUGUUUCCUUAAUUUCUCUCAACAUUCCCAAGCAUGGAGAAGAAGAAAAGAGAGUUGAAUCCUGGCAAAGAAUCUGCUGUUGCAGCUUUUCAAAAACCACCCAUGCCUCCAGUUGCUUCCAGUCAUGAGCAUGUUUGGCACUAUGAUGAAGAAUACCUACCUGAAGCUUCCAAGCCCAUUUCUGGCAGCUCUCCAGAACAGGGUGAUGGUGUUGUCAGCAAUGGAUAUGUGGCAGUCAAUUUGAGUUCCUGCCAGCAGGAAGUUGACUCCAAGGAAUGGGUGAUAGUGGAUAAAGACAGAGACUUGCAGGAUUUCAGGACUAAUGGAGUUUUAGGGCAUAAAACAACUGGAAGCCCCUCUGAUGAGGAGCCUGAGGUGCUUCAAGUCCUUGAAGAGCCCCCACAAGAAGAUAAGCUUAGAGCUCAUACCAAGAAUACAGCUAUGGGAGCAGCAUUGGCUCUAGAUAUUGAGUGUCAUGGUACAGCCGCUUCUGAACAGUUUACAGAUCAACUAGAACUCCCAGUUGGAACUGCUGGUCAUCUUCUUGCAGUCACACCCACUAGCCUAAUGGAGGCCCAAGCAGAAGGGGCUCUUACUCCAGUAAGUGAACUGUUAAUAGCUGUAGCUCAUCUCUGUUGUAUUCAGACACUGUGAGAAAUCUUUAACUGAAAGCAUGAGAUCUGAAGCUUAAUCAAAAUACUGCAUAGAGAUAAUAUCCUGCUUGCAGUCAAUUUAAGAAGAGUAUGAUAGUUAAUUGCACUUUGUAGAAGCAAUUUUUCAGGGUUUAGCAUGUAUUUCAAUAACGUCCACAACUCUCAAUUUUGAUUUAAUUAAGAUACAUGCUAAGAAAGCACAAGAAUGAUGGUAUGUUUGAGAAUUAUCAAAAAUACAAUGGUACCUCUAGUUACAAACUUAAUUUGUUCCGGAGGUCCGUUUUUAGCCUGAAACUCUUCUUAACUAGAGGCGUGCAUUCGCUAAUGGGGCCUCUUGCUGCUGCUGUGCCGGCACACGAUUUCCAUUCUAAUCCUGGGGCAAAGUUCUCAACUCGAGGUAACUCUUCCAGGUUAGCGGCGUUUGUAACCUGAAGCAUUUGUAACCUGAGGCGUUUGUAACUCGAGGUACCACUGGACUAAGGUUUUGCAAUGACGUAAUAUAAAUAAAGUAAAGCGAGAUGAGCGCUGCAACCCCAGAGUCGGUCAUGACUUGACCUAAUGGUCAGGGGGUCCCUUUACCCUUAAUAUAAAUAAUGUUGUUCCUUUAUCGAAGAAAAAAGUGGCUUGUUCAGUUCCAAAAACCACUUUUGAAAUAUAAAAAACAUGAGGAAUGCACCUAGUUUGAAUAAUUACCUGAUAUAAUUUAACUUUUAUUGAAUUCUAUUUUUAUUACCAGAGGCCAGUAACUGUUGAUUGUAGAUACUGAAGUAUUUUGAAAAAUAUUAACCCACCCACCAGGUGUAAACAGUUGUUUUCAGUUCUCUGGUUCUUCACAGCCCACUGUCUAGUCAGUUCUUCAUCACUUUUGCUUACUUUGAAACUCUUAACCUUUCUCAACAGUAUAGCCCUGUCUCUGUCUGUUCUAAUCAGCAUCAUGUGGCUGCCAGUAUUUACUCUUUGUAAUAUUGGCUACUGGAGGAAACAAAGUUCAAAGCUACAGAGAACAGACCGAAAUAAAGUGAUCUUUAUGUAUUUGAAGCAUUUUCUUUUUUCCUUGCCAUGUUGUUCUCACAGCUCAACUCACUUCACAUGCUGCAUUUCUCCAUCCCAAGAAUUUCAAGUCCCAUCCUCCGUACCCUGAGCCCUAUAACCCACCUCACCACCCACCCGGACCCUGUGAAAGAGGCUGGCUUUCCAAGGAGUCAAUCAGGAGACAGCCACUCUUCCUCUUCCUGGUCAGCUGCCCGUAGGCAACUUCCUGUCAUUCCCAGUGGAAACAAGUUCCCCCCUGUCAUUCGCAUCUCAAAAGCACAACUUCAGCAGGUGAAUGCAUCUUCAUCUAAGCGACUACACUGUGUCAGUCAUUUGCCAUGUUUUAUGGGUUCCCAGCUACUUUGCAUUGCUCAAAUGUAGACUUAUGUAUAAAUACUUAUCUUUUGAAAACACUGGUCUUGAGAAAUAAAAAUAAUAACUUAAGAGAUGUAAACUUCAGACAAAAGCACUACUUAAUAUGCAGAGGCUAGAGCAGGAAAAUUCCAUUAAGCUGAUUUACUAUGCAGAAAAUGAAAUUUCUUAAUUUUAAGAAACGAUGAAUGAGAACCUCUGUAGUUUUAACCUUAGGUUAAAGCACUGUCAGUAGAUAACAGCCAGGAAGCACAGGUGACUUGAACAUUUUUUUAAAUGAAUAUACUAAAGUAAGAGUGUGUGUGUGUGUGUGUGUGUGAGAGAGAGAGAGAGAGAGAGAGAGAGAGAAGGCAUAGGGAACUUGUAGCCUGUGGUCAAAUUAGGCCCAACAAAGAUCCUAAUUUGGUUCACAAGGCCAUUUCCUGCAAACCACACCUACCUAUCCCACACCUGACAACAUAUAUGACAUUGGGGUAAAUUAGGUAAAGAUGAGACCAAAAAGAAAUAAUUGGAUGCUUAAAGUGCACUCUUGAUUGUCCCUUGGAAAGUGGGGCUCACUAACUCUACUGACAGCGAGCCCUUUUGAAGUUUCCCAUCUGUCACUGUGGUUUGGGUUCUGCUUGUGUCUGCAAACAAAUUAUUUUCCUCUGUAGACUAGCUUUGCAUAGAGCUUUGCUAGUCUGCAGAGGAAAACUGACCAUUUGCAGGCAUGGUUCGAAUCCAAACCAUGUGUGCAAACAGACAAUGCAACACUUGCUGUCAAAGUGCAUUGUGGGAAGUGUGGGAGGUCAGUACCUAGCCUACCGGCUGGAAAAAAAUAUUGACUCUUGUGUUUGAGUCUUAUGUCCCAACUGAUAGAACUAACAAAAUUGUUAGGUACCGUAUUUUUCGCACCAUAGGGCGCACCGGACCAUAGGGCGCACCCGGUUUUUAGGGGGGGAAAUCAAGGAAAAAAAUAUUUUUCCCCCCCAGCCCCAAAGAGCAGCGUACAGGCUGCACACAACCUCUCCCUGCCAGAGGGGUUGUGCGCAGCUAUGGAAGAAGGCAAGGCAGCAAGCGGGAUGGAUCCCGCUCGCUGUUUUGGCUUCCCCUUUAGCCCCGCGCAGCCUCUCCUUGCCGGAGGGGUUGCGCGCAGCUAUGGAAGAAGGCAAGGCAGUGAGUGGGAUGGAUCCCGCUCGCUGUUUUGGCUUCCCCUUUAGCCCCGUGCAGCCUCUACCUCCUGGGAGAGGCUGCGUGAGGCUAAAGAAUCCAUAGCCCCGUGCAGCCUCUCCUUGCCCGAGGGGUUGCACGCAGCUAUGGAAGCAGGCAAGGCAGCGAGCGGGAUCCAUCCCGCUCGCUGUUUUGGCUUCCCCUUUAGCCCCGUGCAGCCUCUCCUUGCCGGGAGACGCUACGCAGGGCUAAAGAAGCCAUAGCCCUGUGCAGCCUCUCCCUGCCGGAGGGGUUGCGCGCGGCUAUGGCACAAGCCUGCAUUCACUCUAUAGGACGCACACACAUUUCCCCUCAAUUUUUGGAGAGGAAAAACUGCGUCCAAUAGAGCGAAAAAUACGGUAUUUCCACAAUGAAUAGGAAGCUAAAGUGUAUUGUCCAGGGCACUAAAAUGAAUGGUAGGAGUAUGUAGCAGAGGGGAAAGUAAUAUAAAAAACACUGAGAAUCUAAUAUCCAAGCUAUUUUUCUUUCCAGGCAAAAAUACUAGUGUUCAAAAUAAUAAUAGCACUUAGAAUUGUUAAUAGCAGCUGAGGAACUUAUACAUGAAAUGACUAUUAAACAGUGUGGUUUUAACCUCUCAUUUUAAUCCAUCCCACCAAAAUACUGCCGUGCGUAUAGGACAUUCCAGCAGAGCUCUUCAUUUUGCUUUAUAUACAAAAUAAUAUUUGUUUCAAUUGUCAUGUUCUGCCACUGGAUUAAAUCAUCACUGCAUUCUGUGCUGCAGCGUGUAGAUUUACUUGUAUAUAUUGAACUUGGAUACUUUUAGUUUGUUACUUGGUUUCUGAAUUUUUUUAAUCCUGAAACUUCAAUAGGGUUUAAUAUUAUUGCUACUGGGAAGACUAUAAUCAAAAUCAGGAUCCCAUCAUUGUCUUAAUACACAUGUUGCUGCAGUCUUUCUAAAGCUGAGCAAGUCUUAGUCUGGUUAAUUCCUGUAUAAGAGAUAGCCUUGAAUUUAAUGGAAGAAAGCAUGGAUAUAUAUGAUCUGCUUUUAGAAAGAUAAUGUAUUUUAGAAGCUCAACUAGAAUAGUACUGUGUAUCAUAUUUUGUGUCCUGAGGCUAGAAUGCAGUUUUACUUUUCUAAUACAGUAUAUGUCUAACAAAUGGCAAACAUUGUAUCAGAUAAAUUUCUGGCAAGAUAAAAAUAGGAAAGAACAUUUAGUUUUUCACUAAAUGAAAAGCUAAGGAAUACAUUACACCAGUUGUUCCGAAGGGGGGAUGAAUAAUGCCACCUUAUUGCCCCCAAACUUCAUUGGGGAGCCUCCAUUAGUUUCCAGUUUCCUCCAUGAACAGCAGUCCUUCUGUUUAUGUAGAGGCAAUAAAUUACAGUUUCCAAAAGGUCAAGGCACUGUAUACUACCAGUGAUGAAUAUUCCCUUUUGGGCAAGGUGCUCAAAAAGGUGGUGGUGGUCCCGCAUCAGACGAGUUUGGAGAAAACUGGUUGCUUGGAUCCAUGCCUGGCUGGCUUCAGGCCUGGUCAUGGUACUGAAGCAGCCUUUGGUAGCCCUGGUGGAUGACAUGUUGCAGGAGAGAGAUGGGGGGGAGUGUGACCCUGUUCGUUGUCUUUGAUCUCUCAGUGGCUUUCAGUACUGUUGACCGUGGUAUUCUGGAAUGUCUCAGGGAAGUGUGGGGGGACACUCUGUUUCAGAGGUUUUGCUCAUACUCCUAGGGUUGUUUCCCAAAUGUAGCUAUGAGAGGCUACUCUUCAGCACCAUGGGAGUUGUUCUCACAUGGUUCCAUCUUGUCCCCCUUGGUAUUAAACAUAUAUAUGAAGCCUCUGGGAGCUGUCACCAGGGGAUUCGGAAUGAAGUGCUAUCAAUACACAAAUGACACCCCACUCUGUCUUUCUGUACCAUCUAAAUCAGGAGAGGCAGUUGAAGCGUUAGACCAGUGCUAGGAGGUGGUGAUGGGCCAAAUGUUGACCCAAUAAACUGAAUCUGAAUCUUGAAAAGGCAGAGAUGUUAUGUAUCCUGAGUUACCACAUCUGGGUUUGGGGGAGACCACCUGUCCUGGACAGGGUUGCACUUCCCUAGAAGGAGCAGGUCUGCAGCUUGAGGUGCUCCUGGGUUAAGCACUGUCAGUGGAGGCUCAAAUGGCUUUGGUGACAAGGAAUUUUGCCUUUUUCCAGCUCUGGUUGGUUCACGAGCUACAGCCCAUUUUGGACGUAAAUGACUGGGUCAUGUUGUGGUAUCUUGCAGAUUAGAUUAUUGCAAUGCGCACUAUGUUGGGCUGACCUUAACGAUGACUUAGGUACUUCAAUUAAUUCAAAAUAGGGUAACCAGAUUAAUGACUAGCUCCUCAUAGAGAUGCAUCUGGCAUCUUCAUUACAUGGCUUUUGGUGAAUGCUGAAGACACACCUCUCUACCUAGCUUUUGAUAUCUGGGGUGUAUAUUUUAAGCACCCACCUUAUUUCAGGGGUUGUAAAUUAUUUUCAACUGUUUUCAAUAUUGUGUUUUAUAAUAAUAAUAACAACAACAACAACAACAACAACAACAACAACAACAACAAUAAUAAUAUACAGCAUAAAACAAAACUGACAAUGAGUAAACUCCAUCUGCAGGCUUACAAUAUAAACAGACAUGUGGAAAAAUGGAAGGAAUUAGGGAAAGAAAGCACCAACGAAGAAGACAAAAUAUAAAUUAAAUAUAAAAAACUUUAGCUGUGGAGGUGUAACUUCCAUAACCUUGAAAACGAUUGUACUGUAAGAAUACCGUAUUUUUUUGCACCAUAACACUCACUUUUUUCCUCCUAGAAAGUAAGGGGAAAUGUCUGUGCGUGUUAUGGAGCGAAUGCCUGCGGGUGGCAGGAGGGAUCUGCUGCAGUCAUGAGCAGAGGAUCCAUGGUUCCCCUUCCUUCCCUCCUCCGUGGUUACAAAGCAUGGAUCCACAUGGAUCCUCAGGAUUUUUGCACUGGGCUACUCCAAACUCACUGUCAGAUCACAUGUCUGUGGCCACAGCAUGAACCACAAAAAUCAUAUAUCCACUAUUUAAUAAUAAUAAUAAUAAUUUAUUAUUUAUACCCCGCCCAUCUGGCUGGGCUUCCCCGGCCACUCUGGGCGGCUUCCAAAAGAAUAUUAAAAUACUAUAAUACAUCAAACAUUAAAAGCUUCCCGAAACAGGGCUGCCUUCAGAUGUCUUCUAAAAGCCUGGUAGUUGUUGUUCUCUUUGACAUCUGGUGGGAGGGUGUUCCACAGGGAAGGCGCCACUACCGAGAAGGCCCUCUGCCUGGUUCCCUGUAUUUCAUUUAGAAUAUUUUUUUUCUUGUUUUCCUCCUCUAAAAACUAUGUGCGUGUUAUGGUCUGGUGCGUGUUAUAGAGCGAAAAAUACGGUACAUUUAACUCUACAACUUUCAUACUUCAAAUAAAAAGGACCAGUGAUUAAAUCCCAAAGUUUAAUCUGUUUUAGUCUUUUAACUUUUGUAUGUUUUAAAGUAUGGUUGUAUUUUUUUUCUUGAUUUCAUUUUUUUAUCUUUUUGUAAGCCUUUUUGAGGCUUUUUACAAUCAUGCAGUGUAUAAAUUUUAUGAAAUAAAUAAGUUCAGUACUACAAUACUGGGCAUUAACUUCAUAGGCAUUUCAUUAUUGUGGGGGGGGGGGGGCAGAAUUUGAUUUGUUCAGCCUCAAAACCCAAGAACCCUUCAGUAGGUGAUAAUGGAAUUAGGGGGAUGGAAAAGAAAAGCUUUUGUCUCUCUGUUACAGCAAGAAGGACCUUUAUUCUGUUACCUUGCUUAGCCUGAGCAUGAACAAAUGGCUCCUUGAAAUUGGUUGCUUAGUGCAAAGUUUUCCAGUUGCGAGUAGGGAGGAAGGCCCACCGAUUUCUUAUACUAUAGCAAGGCUAACCAGCAGUUCUGGCUGCUCUAAACUGUUUUAUUACCAUAAUGCCCUUUAAGAAGAAUCUCUAACGAUAAUGAGAAGGCCUCUUUUAAGUAUUGACUAGGUAUCAUAGUUUUGACCUAAUUUUUAUUCUUAUUAAAAAAACCAUUGUUUCAAAUCAUUGCUAUCUUUCCUACUUUAAAUAAUAUCACUUAGUCUUUGCCCACCAGAGGGAGACAGUGAGCUAUUUUUUCAAUGAGCGUUUCUUCAGUCAUGUGAGCCACUGCAUGAUUAAAGAGAGGUAGGCCUCUGGUUUCUUUAGAAAAGUAUAUUUCAAUACCUUUUUUAAUUCAUUAUAUAUCAUUUCCCAGAAUGCCUUGAUCUUUGGGCACGUCCACCAAAGGUGAAAAAAAAGUACCUUCGUUUUCUUUACAUUUCCAACAUUUAUUAUCAGGCCAAUGAUAAAUUUUUGCUAGCUUGACUGGGGUUAAGUACCACCUGUAAAUCAUUUUCAUUAUGUUUUCUCUUAAAGCAUUGCAAGCCGUAAAUUUCAUACCUGUGGUCCAUAACCGUUCCCAGUCAGCAAACAUAAUGUUAUGCCCAACAUCUUGCGCCCAUUUAAUCAUAGCAGAUUUAACCAUUUCAUCCUGUGUAUUCCACUUCAACAGCAGAUUAUACAUUCUUGAUAAAUUUUUAGUUUUAGGUUCUAACAAUUCCGUUUCCAGUUUAGAUUUUUCCUCCUGGAAACCAAUCUUUUUGUCUAAGUUAAAAACCUCCCUUAUUUGAUAAUAAUGCAGCCAAUCUCGAACUUUAGUUUUUAAUUUGUCGAAGCUCUGCAAUUUUAGUUUAUCUCCAACUUGUUCUAAAAUUUCACAAUAUUUUGGCCAGUUUGUCUCCAUAUUAGUUUUUUUCAAUGCCUUUGCCUCCAUUGGUGACAGCCACCUUGGUGUUUUACUUUCCAACAAAUCCUUGUAUCUCACCCAAACAUUAAACAAUGCUUUCCUGACAAUAUGGUUCUUAAAGGCCUUAUGCGCUUUAACUUUAUCAUACCAUAGAUAUGCAUGCCAUCCAAAGACGUUAUCAAAACCUUCUAAAUCCAAAAUGUCCACAUUUUCAAGAAGUAGCCAAUCUUUCAGCCAGCAAAAAGCGGCUGAUUCAUAGUAAAGUUUAAGAUCUGGCAGGGCAAAUCCCCUCUUUCCUUCGCAUCUGUUAAUAUCUUAAAUUUUAUUCUAGGUUUUUGCCCUGCCAGAUAAAUUUGGAAAUGUCUCUUUGCCACCUCUUGAAACAGUCCAUUUUGUCCACAAUUUGUAAUGUUUGAAACAAAAACAACAUUCUAGGCAGUACAUUCAUCUUUAUCGCAGCAAUUCGGCCAAGCAAUGAUAACUUCAAUUUCGACCAUAUUUCUAGAUCCUUCUUCACCUCUGACCAACAUUUUUCAUAAUUAUCUUUAAACAAAUUCACAUUUUUAGCAGUCAUAUUCACCCUAAAUAUUUCACUUUGUUAGCAAUUGUUAAUCCUGUCUCUUUCUGGAACCUCUCCUUCUCUAUCUCUGUAAGAUUUUUCUCUAAUACCUUGGUUUUCAUCUUGUUUAAUUUAAAACCAGCUACUUGACCAAAUUCUUGUAUUAAUUGUAACACCCUUUUGUGCUAGCUUCUGGCUCCUGUACUGUCAAAACUAAAUCAUCAGCGAAAGCUUUCAAUUUGUACUGUUUAGCUCCGAGUUGUAUACCUUUAACCAAUUGGUCUUUUCUAAUCAUAUUGAGCAAAACCUCGAGGACCGAUAUAAAAAGCAGUGGGGAGAUUGGGCAGCCCUACAUUGAUUGUGAUUGUAUCACAUUAGUGUCGGCUCAUUCUCAUAAGACAUGGCUUGCAACCUUAGUCACUUCGGUUAGCCAAGUUGCUAUCAUUUGCCCUGUCAGCUCAGAGACAGCAGGCUACAGUUCUAAUCUACUCAUAAGCAUGCAACCUUAGUCACCUUCAGCAGUUACAAAUGUAAAUAUUUAUUUUUGCUGUGUAGUUUAGGAAAUAGCAUGAUUUUCCAAUUAAGAACCUACGUGCUAGCAAGGAAAGAAUUAAAAACCAUGAGUACUAUUCAAAUAAGACUUAUUCAGAGUAUACCCAGUGAAAUCAAUGAACAUGUCUUAAGUUAGGUUUAUUAAUUUCAGUGGGUCUACUCUGAAUAAAACUUAGCUGAAUAUCAUUCUAAUCCUCCCCACCCACCCCGAUCAACAAUGUGGAUGAUAAUGUUAAUUACUAUAGAGUAAUGAUGAAUAGGUCAGUCACCGAGAUACUGAAAUUGAGAUGAUGGUGAGACCUCUAGGUAAAUAUCAGAGAGGCAAGUGGAAAUGCAGGAUUAGCUGAGGCAAACGUUCUGGAGUAGAAAGGUAUCAUUGAGUGCCAUCGUUCUCUAUGUGGUAAUGAGAGAUACAGAUUUUGAUGAAGUUACUCAGGAAAAAAAAAUGCAGAGAGAGAAUAGCAAGGAACCAAGAAUGGAACCCUGAAGAACUCCACAAAACAGUGGGAAGGCGGAAGAGGACCAUAUUUCUGUGGAAAUACUGAAAGAGUGAUCCAGCCAGGAUAAGGACAACCAUCUAUGAACAGAGUCAUAGGGGGUCAGCUGUAUCAAACACCACAUAAAGAAUGAGUUGGAUGAGGACAGAGCAGAGAGCUGUAGAACUGGCAGUGAGGAGAUUAGUGAUUUUGAUGAGGACUGUUAAUGUUACCACACACAAACAUACAUUGAAUUGCCAUGUUAACCCUAAUUUACAACCUAGCUUAAAAUUUUCCUGUUGUCUUCCAGUUUUUUUCCAGUAGAGAUUGCACCAGUUGGCCCAACACAGAGAUACAAAAAUAUAGGGCUGUGUUAUCUAUUACUUGUCUUUUUGAACCUGAAACUAUGAUAUGGCAAUAUGUAAUUUCAAAGCCAAUAAAAAUCUUUUCUGUAAUAUCAUUUCUUUCUUCCUGUUUUCUGUAUAGGUUACAAUACCCAGACCUUCAAUGGCAUCCACACAGUCUGCUUCUGAGAGUUUUCAUUUUGGCCAGCAACUAGAGAAGAAGGACCGGGAUCCUCGGCUUUUGGAACAUACUGUUGAACUUUCCUCUCCUAAGGAGAACUUGGUUGGCUUGGCAGCGGCAAACGAUGCACUAACUCUUAGUGGCAGUAGAACAGAUGUAGUACACAAAUUAGACCACAACCUAGAGGCAAUUGGAAAGGAUGAGUGUAUUGAAGAAUGUGUUGGAAUCCAAGAUCAUAGCCAAACAGACCUACUUGAACAAUACAUGAAGAGACAAGGAGAAAAUCUCUUCGAAAAAGUGGAAGAGAAUCAGCUUCCUGUGGCUUAUGAAAAUGAUAUUGAACUACAGAUUGAAGGACCAUGUUCAACUGCUCAAGGAAACACUGAAUCUGUAUUGGAUGGUCCUCUGGCUGUUACAGAACCUGAAGAACUGAGGCCAAUUCCUUCCUCCUCCUUGCCAAAUCAGGAUGCAAAACAGGAGUUACAGAAGCAGUCAGCAGCCGAAACAUCAGAUGUUUCUUUAUCAAGAAGUACUGACCCAUUUGCUCAAAAACAGGAAAACCAAGUAGCACCAGUGCAAGAAAAUGGUUUCCAUGAUGAUGGGGAUAUUGAUCAUGCUGAAGAAUUGCAAUGCCAACAGGUAAACCUUGCCACCUUUUUGAACCAAGAGGGGAAAGAAGAGCAAAAUGUCCAGAGAAAUGGAGAAUUGCUGCACUCCAGUUCAGAGAAUGAGAGUUCUAAUCCAUCCAAGAAGGAGUUAGUUAGAUCUGCAUUUGUGGCUAGACAGAGUCGCAUUCCAGUUUUAGCACAAGAGGUAGACUCUUCAUCAGAAUCGUCUCCUGUUUCAGCAAAGGAGAAGCUGCUUCUAAAAAAGGCUCAUCAGACAGACUUGGUUAGAUUACUUGUAGAAAAGAGACAGCUCAAAUCUUUCCUUGGUGACCUCUCAAGUGCCUCUGACAAGUCACUGAAAGAAAAAGUAGUUGCUGGUCCAUUACCACUUCCUGAAGAUGUGUUGUCCUCCUUUUCAAAACUGACACUGGACACUCAUUUGCACAGCCAAGUAGAGGAGAGUUUUUUGUCACCAAGCAAUCCUCAGUCCAGAAAGAGCAAAAUCCCAAGACCCGUAUCUUGGACUCCCACAGAUCACGUUAGCAGUUCAAAUUCAGCUCAGUUUUUUCCUCGUCCACCACCAGGAAGACCACCAACAAGGCCUGGAGUAGAAGCCAGGUAAGUAAAAACAGCUACACUUUUGAAGCAGAUUUGAGCAGUUUUGGGAAGGCUUUGUAUGAUACCAUGCAAAUUGCACUAAGUACUCUCCCCCACCCACCCACAAAUAUCUGCAAUCAAGCUUAUGUGCGUACACACAUACAGAAUAUUUUUCUCUUUCAAAAUUCAGAAAAAAAUUACCUGAAUAAGAACAUUAACAACAUUUAUAUACAAUAUUAAUUUAAAACACUAGGUUUCUAAAACAUUUUGCUUCUAGAUUUAAGUGAACCUGGAUUGCCUAUAAAGACCUAAGAGUACACACCAAGUGAGCUGGAUAUGAUAGUAAGAAAAUCAAGCUAUGACUCUUAAUAUAAACCACUCCUUAUCAUGUAUCUUUGGGUAAUGCCAUUAAGAAAAGACCUUUUCUGUUACCAUUCCUUGUCUGAUUUACCCCAAAACCAACCAACCACUCAACCAACAACUGAUCAUAUGCUUUUUCUUAAAGCUGGACCUUUGACUAUUAAGUAUUUAAAGGACACAAUAGCAGAAUGUAAGCGGAAACAAAAUAUUUUUUAUUUGUAGUUUUUCUUUCAAGCAAAAGCUUUUCCUAGGUGGUGUUUACAAGGUAAUGCAGACUAUGGCUGAGAAUCAUGGCUUUUCAGAGACUUUGAAGACGGUAUGAGACAGCUCUUGCUUUUUGCGCUACACUCUCUCUCUUUUUCCUCUUGUCCUGCUAUGGAUUCUCGUUAAACAGGGUUUUGUACUGCAGGAAAUUGUAACAUGCUGCCUUCAAGUCACAAAAACAUUAUCAGCGAGGAACAAUAGCCAAGACCUCCUGAUGGUCCUGUGCAGCACUUGUACAGCUUCUGAAUACAGAUUGCAUUCUUAUAGGCUUUGUAGCCACACUUACUGAAGUUUAAAAGUUGCUUUUAGGGUGCAUUUUACAGUGAAUGCAUGCAGUAUACUUAUUCCUAUGUAUCAUUUAUUCAAUUUAUUUAUUUACUGCUAUGUCAUUUAAAAAAAUCAAAUCAGUUUACAGCAAUAAAACUUAAAAACUAUGAAAUAAAAACCAUAAAAAGUUAAAAACUAAAAGCAUACAUCAGUUAAUCAUUGUGGAAGGAGGUAUUCUUAAUCGCCCACAUAGGCCUUGUGGAAUAGUUUCAGGAGGCAUUUAAAAGUUGGCGCAGAAGCUGCCUGCUGAAUUGAAUACUCUAUUUGCAGAGUAUUCCACAGGACUGGGCUGAUGGCACCAAAGGUUCAGUUUCUCGUGCUUGUCAAAUGAGUUUUUGCCUGGAUGCAAGAAGAGAGGGAGCCUGCUGGAUCACAUGAGGGAGGUCUUUCCUCUUUGGUGUUAUCACUAAAAAAGCUAUAUUCCUUGUAUCCACCCAUCCCAUCUCAAUGAUGGAACAGAGAGUGGGACCUCAGGUUGAUUUCAGGACUUGGACAGCUUCCUGUGGGAUAAGGCAAUUCUUGAUUUGCCUUGGUCCUUUUACAGUAGCACAUUAGGCCAGGCCUGGAAAUAAGUAGUGAAGAUGCCACAUUGUAGUAGUAGUUAUUGUAGAGUUAAUGCAUUCAUUGCUUUCCACAAAAGUACCUCAAAGUGACCUAUAAGAAUAAAAAUCCAUACCAAUACAACAUUUAAAACAGCAACAGCAUUAAAAGUGACCAUCUACUAAUUAUAAUUAAUCAGAUCACUCCAUCCCAUACACAACAUAAGCACGAUCUCCAAGAAAUACAUAGCUAAAAUUUCCACAGGAACCACAGUGAUAUUAAUGGUUAAAUACGUGGGAAGAGAGGAUUUCACCUGGCAGCAGAAGGUUGUUCAUGCCAGGGCCAGCUGAGCUUCCCUGCAAAGAACAUUCUAUGGAUGGGGAACUGCCGCUGAAAAUAACUCCACCCUUUGGACUUUUGCUAGAGGGGCACACAGAGAAGUGCCUCUGUUCUUAGAUCAAAGAGUAUGAGCCUACCUAGACCUUCUCAUGGCACUGGAGAAGGAGGAAAUGGUACUAAUCAACUUCUCUUUCUCUUAAAGGUUGCGCAGGUACAAAGUACUAGGAAGUAGCAGCUCUGAUUCAGACCUGAUCUCUCGCCUGGCUCAAAUUCUUCAGAAUGGAUCUCAGAAACCACGAAGCUCUUCUCAGUGUAAGAGUCCAGGGUCUCCACAUAGCCCCAAAACACCACCCAAAAGCCCAGUCGUCCCCAGACGCAGUCCCAGUGCCUCCCCUAGGAGCUCUUCUUUGCCUCGUACUACCAGCUCCUCACCAUCCCGGGGUGGGCGUCCUCACCAUGAGCAGAGGAGCUCAUCCCCACAUCUUGGAAGGAGUAAAUCGCCUCCCAGUCUUUCAGGCUCUUCAUCUUCCAGGAGAUCCUGCCAACAAGAGCACUGCUACAACAAGUCUAACAAGAAUGGGUUGAAAGGAUCUAGUGGCUCCUGCCACCAUUCCUCUAACGUUAAGUCUCCCACAGGGAAGAGCAAAUCAGCCAGUAAACUUAGCAGAUAG
Podarcis lilfordi (Lilford's wall lizard) is the source of this 32992-nucleotide messenger RNA. The record is from the annotation of a GenBank genome assembly. Lineage: Eukaryota; Metazoa; Chordata; Lepidosauria; Squamata; Lacertidae.